AGUGGACAAUGGAGGUGCUGUGUUAUGGUUUAACUCUCCCAUUGGAUGGAGACACAGUCAAACUCUGUGUGGACAUCUACACUGAUUGGCUGAUGGCCCUGGUUUCCCAGAGAGACUCCAUCCCUCCACCAAUCAGCAGAGAGCCAAACCUGUAUGGGCAGAAGAUCCUCCGAUACCUGUACAGCCUGUUUAUACCCAGGUCAGAACAGGUGAGUUCGGUCUACCUGUCGCUCUGUCAGACAGGUGUUGUGUGCAGUUCAGUUGUUGGCCAGAGAAAGCGCUGUGAUGAGCAGAGACACCUGGGAGACUCUUCUGCACUUCCUGCUACGCAUCAACCACGCUAUUAUGGCUUGGCCUACCACUACAGGCAGUGUAUGGGAGCAGCUGUCCGACCUGUCGAUGGCGGUGCUGUUUGAUGUCUGGUUGCUGUCUUGUUCUCGCUGUUUUCCAUCUCGCUCUCUGUGGCUGAUGGCUAGACAGAUGUUGAGCAGCUGGAGACAUCAGCCUCCAGUGGUGGAGCAGUGGAGCCGAGUCAUCACCGCCCUGACCU
Molecule: messenger RNA, 550 nt
Organism: Morone saxatilis (striped sea-bass)
Lineage: Eukaryota; Metazoa; Chordata; Actinopteri; Moronidae
Product: ral GTPase-activating protein subunit beta-like
Exons: 3
Coding region: 9-416 (135 amino acids)
Biological process (GO): activation of GTPase activity
Molecular function (GO): GTPase activator activity
Source: RefSeq, a predicted model, not a curated record